Rodentolepis nana is the source of this 768-nucleotide messenger RNA. The record is from the annotation of a GenBank genome assembly. Lineage: Eukaryota; Metazoa; Platyhelminthes; Cestoda; Cyclophyllidea; Hymenolepididae.
AUGUCAAAGACACAAUUAUCAAAGGAAGAAUACUUAAAAAAGUACUUAAAGCCUAAGGGUAGUAGCAAGAAGACAGAUGGUCAGGUUCAUUAUAUCACAGGUGAAAUGCCUGAUACAUUAGAUGCCUACGAGGAGGUAACGAAAGCUCAAAUUAGCAAACGUCCACUGUUAAAAUUCAAUGAAGACGGUGAAAUCUUACCUUUGAUUGAAGAGACACAGGUCCGAAAACGUACCAAGGGAAUUCCUUCUGAAGAAGAUUUACAAAAUCAGCUCGAAAAGGCACGCAGAAAGGCUGAGCUUGAAGCCAAAUAUCAACUUUGGAAUCGAGGUAUCGACACAAUCAAGGAGGAAGAACAAAAACUACAAGAUGCCCAGUAUGAAGCGUCGAAACCACUUGCCAGAUAUGCAGAUGAUCAAGACCUCAAUUCUAAAUUAAAAGAUAUUAUUCAUGCAGAUGAUCCCAUGAGUGCCUACUUUGCUGAAAAGGAGAAAAAGAAGAAGGAAAAAGAGAAAAAAAAGGGAAAAAAGAAGUCAAAAAAGGGGGAGCAUGGCAGUGGGGAUGAAUCUAAUGCGGAAGAGGAGAUAGAUGACAGGCCUCGGUACAAGGGACCUACCCAGCCCCCUUCCAACCGAUUUGAUAUUUGGCCGGGCUAUCGAUGGGAUGGCGUUGACAGAAGCAACGGUUUCGAGAAAAAGUACAUGGAGGAGAUGGCAAGAAGGAAGGUGGAAAGAGAAGAGUUCUACAAAUGGUCAGUGGAAGAUAUGUAA